Molecule: messenger RNA, 2335 nt
Organism: Xenopus laevis (African clawed frog)
Lineage: Eukaryota; Metazoa; Chordata; Amphibia; Anura; Pipidae
Gene: hirip3.L
Product: HIRA interacting protein 3 L homeolog
Exons: 7
Coding region: 73-2184 (703 amino acids)
Cellular component (GO): nucleus
Source: RefSeq, a predicted model, not a curated record
GGCGUGACUCCGUCCUGCCAAUCAGAAGUGAGUGGGCGGGGCGCGGGCUUAGCGCUGGUGGUGGGUUAAACGAUGGCGGGAGAAAGAGUUGAGGAGAUCAGGCGAUUUACCCGGGAGCUGUUUGGAGGCAGCCCGGACCUCAGUGUCCUGACUCACUCCAGGGUGCGCGCCCAAUUCCUGGCACAGACCGGCCGCUCGGCUCUCACCUCCCAGGAGACCAAACUGCUCAAGCGACUGGUGGAGGAGGAGCUUAUCAGGAUGCAGGAUGGGUCCAGUGAUGAUGAGCCAUUAAUCAGGAAGGUAAAGAAGAGAGACAGAGAUAUUAAUGAGGCUGAUGGCGAUGGAGGCAGAGAACCCACAGGGAAGAAACAGAAGCCCACAGAAGGUCAUGCUUCUGAUGAGGAGGAUUCUGGGAUUGAACCCUUUGUGAGUGACGGCAAGAGACUGUCUGGAAGUUCCUCUGAGGCAGCAGCUGCUGAGAGACAGACUGCAAGCAAGUCGGAGAAGGAAAAGAGAUCACAUAGCAAGAGUAAUGAGACAGAGAGUGAUAUUGAUUCCCAGGGGCCGAGCCCGCCGCGAAAGAGACCUCCCAAAAACCGUAAAAUGUCCGACAGCAGUGAUACAGAGGCCAACCCAACGUCUACAAAACAGAGACCCAAGCAACGUGCCCCUGGGAUAUACAAGAAAGGUGGGAGGGAGGGGAAGAGAGGGGGCAUUUCACCAAUACGGAAGGGAAAGAGAGCGUCCAGUGUGGAGUCAGACAGUGAGAGUGAAACAGAAGUGACCAAUACCAGGCAAAAGAGAAGGUCAAAGAAGGAGACUGACAGUGAGAGUGAGGAAGAAAGCAAAGCAAAGAAACCUGGCAAAGGUAAAAAAGAGAGUGCAAGCCUGAAGAGAGCAGCACAGAAAGGAAAAAAGGCUCAAAUACCGGCAAAACAAAGGAAUAACAAAGCGACAGAUAGUGAAGAAGAGAAUGCUAGUGAUGAGGAGGAGGCAAUCCAAAUACAGUCUUCUGAGAGUGCCAGUGAAAAUGAGACUGGUAGAAAAAGAGUAGCUGGAAAAUCAAAAGACUCAUCAGACAGCGAUGAUGAAGAGCUGGAACAGCCAUUUGGGAAGGGGAAGGUGUCACAGAUAGUGGGGUCAGACAGUGAGGAUGAAGCAGAAGAGACAGACACCAGGCAAAAAUCAGGCAGUGAGAGAAAGGAAGGGAGCAAAUCUAAGAGAGCCCGGAGUCCUAAUGUUGCACUACAGAAAGGAAAAGGGAGAGACAAGAGACGACCAGCAAAGAAACAGAAAAAGGCAGACAGUGAGGAAGAGGGUGAUGAUAACAAGGGAGCCACAAGUGAAUCUGAGAGUGAAGGUGAGAUGCCUGAAAAGAAGAACUUCCCAAAGAAAGAGACAGACAGUGAGAGUGCAAAGAGCAGUGCCUCUGAGAGAGAUUCAGAUAGUGAGAGUGAAAAAGAGAGUGCAGGACAGCAGACAGGGAAAGUGAAUGGGCGUGGGUCCAUGUCAGAUAAGAAGAAGAAAAGCAGCAGUGCCAAGAAAAGGAAGAGACAGACAGAUAAGGAGGGGGAGACAGACAGUGAGGAUGAAGAUAAAGAGAAGGGACAAGGUGCCAAGAAGAACCGGGAGUCUGGUAAAGAAUCCGCAAAUAAGAAAACAAAACCAAUUGACAGUGACUCCUCUGUGGGAUCUGAUACCAACAAGGAGACCGGGAGCAAGAAGCAAAGUAAGAGUUCAUCCAGGGAAGAUCACCCCUCGGUGGCCCAGCUCAAGCGCUACAUUGUGGCCUGUGGGACUCGCAGGAACUACAAGAAGCUGUUCCACGACUGUCGCUCAGUGAAGUCCAUGGUGCAGAUCCUGAAGAAUGAGCUGGAAGAGUUGGGGGUUAAAGGGCAGCCAUCACUCGCUAAGUGUCGUAUUGUGAGAAUGAAGAGAGAGGAGGCGGCAGAACUGGCCGAACUGGAUACCAGUAACAUCAUUGAAACGGCUGGUCGCCCGAGGCGCCGUAACACCUGGAAUCCUUACAAGACUUCUCCCUCCCGAGAUGUCUCUCCUCCCGCAGAAUACCGCAAGUCUGUGGCGUCAGACUCUGAGAGCGAGGAGGCCCCCCCACGGAAAAAGAAACCAAUGGACUGGUCCUCUCUGAAGGGGAUUAUCAGUGACGAUGGUGAGAGUGAGUGAGCCUUGCACACUUACUAACAGGCACUCCUGUGUCAGAGCAGGGCCCAUUGUUAUCCGCCAUUGUCUCUCUUUUUGCUCCCACUACACAGUCCCUCACUGCACGUUAUUUUUAUAUGUCAUUUUUGUAAAUAAAUGUUUUUUUUAUGUUGAA